CUGAAGUUAGCUGCAGCCGCUGCAGCUCACUAUUCAACUCCAUGUGCGGUUAUAUAUUUACCAAUAUUUAUCUUCUGACCCUUUUACCAGUUCAAAGUUUCUCGACAAAUCAUGAAGCAAAAAGACCAUUCCCAAUUCUAUAAUGUAGUCAAAUGUCUCUCUAAUUGUUAGUUUUUACUUCAAUCGAGUGACACAAUAUGGAAUAGAUAAAAAUGGAUCACGAGGAGGAAUUUUUGAAUACUUUUUUCACCCAAGUAACUCAGCUGUGCUUCGAAAAGGCCAAGGAGUCUGUGGAAAAGGAGAGAGAGUCAUGUCGAUUGACUCAGAUGGGACCCUGGGGGAUGCUUCUCAUGCACCUUCCACAGGUAGUCGUUGCUGAACGUUCCUACGCAGAUUUGGGUUUUCUCCACACGAAAAAUAAGGGAUUCCUACGUAAAGAUAACUCGUUGAAGACCAUUUACGAGUCUCUCAAAGGCGAUUUAAGAAGAGUCGAGGAGAUGACGAGGGGGACAAACACAAUCGGAGCCACUGUUGCUGAAGUAUCUAAUCAACUCUGCCAGUUUAUCACUGCUAGAAUACAGUUGAUCGAAUUCUAUGAGAAGAUGUAUCAUAUGAGCUUAGCCAAUAAAUCUAUGAAACACGAGGAAUUAUUGGGGAUUAUUGAUAGCAUCGUCGAUGCACAUUCGUUGUCAUGCUCACAUAUGGCUCUGAUUGCCAUUAAAGCUGCACUGACAUUAGAAUGUGAAAUUCUAGUGCAAUUAACGAGAGCACAAGUAGAAGUGAGGAACUGGAGAUUUUUAUCAAGCUUAAUGGCUCUUUAUGGCGCACAAGCAAGGAUGUCUGCCUGGGAAAGAACUCUUCAAAGUAAAGAAUCCUGGAAAUUGGGAUUCGGUGCCACGUUUCUCAAAGCUAAUCAACAACCAGCUCUUUAUCAAUGGCUGGUGAAACUGAAAGGUGCGAUUUUAGCAAAAUGCUCUCUAUAUUUCCACACGACCUUGAGCCAACAGGCAACGCAGGGGGAGAUGAGGAAUAUCAUGAGUAAACAGAAUCUCGACUAUUACCACAAGGUUCAAACGUUCCAAAGGAAGUGGGACAUUUUGGCUGUCUUGAUCAUGUUUGAUGCCCGUGGAGCUGAGAACUCAGGCCCUGGAUACCGACACCCAGACAGAGAACCUGAUAUUUACGAAGAAUUUCCCAUUGUUGUUGGCUGUCCAAGUAUAUUAAUACAGAAACCGUCAAUCCAUUGGGACACAAUCAGACAAGCAAUCAAAGAGCGAUGUGCAGAGCUCCUCAACAUGGACAAAAUCCUUUACGUAAAAAGCAGCAAAGAUCCAAUAACUUAUGCAAUGUCUAAUAUAGACCCCCGAAUGACCUUGAUAAUAGUCUACGAGAGUGGAAAACAAAAGGACAAGGACUCCCACGUCGUUACAUUCAUGAAUGACUUAUGCGCCCAAUUGAAAUGCAAUAAAAUUUACGAAUGUUUGAAACUCUCCAAGUAACAAGUACCAAUCGAUCUCAAUUCUUAUAGAGAGGUAAUUUAUUUUUGUACAUUGAUAAUUGUAAAUCACAAGAGAAAUUGAGGUACGUGAAUCGCGGACAAUUGAAUAAAUAUUUAAAUAACAA
Fopius arisanus is the source of this 1623-nucleotide messenger RNA. Its product is annotated as UPF0536 protein C12orf66. Gene Ontology annotation, cellular component: KICSTOR complex. The coding region runs from base 213 to 1499 and encodes 428 amino acids. NCBI's taxonomy places the organism in Eukaryota, Metazoa, Arthropoda, Insecta, Hymenoptera, Braconidae. Gene Ontology annotation, biological process: negative regulation of TORC1 signaling; cellular response to glucose starvation; protein localization to lysosome. The record is from RefSeq and is a predicted model, not a curated record. The transcript is spliced from 8 exons.